Molecule: messenger RNA, 2050 nt
Organism: Pantherophis guttatus
Lineage: Eukaryota; Metazoa; Chordata; Lepidosauria; Squamata; Colubridae
Gene: GPR132
Product: G protein-coupled receptor 132
Biological process (GO): negative regulation of G2/M transition of mitotic cell cycle; G protein-coupled receptor signaling pathway; G1/S transition of mitotic cell cycle
Cellular component (GO): membrane
Molecular function (GO): G protein-coupled receptor activity
Source: RefSeq, a predicted model, not a curated record
AAGUAAAGUUUCUUUUGGUAUUAUGGUCAAAGCUUUUGAAGGUUAUUGCCAGCACCUUGAACUCAGUCCAGAAGUGAAUUAUAGGCCUAUGAAGAUGAUGCAAUAUUAGUUUAAUAUAGCAUAAUCCUCAAUCCCAGUCAGUACCCAAGUUUCUAUAAGUUGCAUCAAAUUGAAACUUCCAACUUGCCUUUAUUGUGAUAUCCAUAAUGUAUUGCAGUGAUCUAUACAAAAGAUUGCCUGGGUGAAUGAAGCUAAGCUGUUUUCACAGAGCUAAUGUCAUAGUUGACAAAUCAGCCUAAAUUUAAAAAACUAUUCCAUGCCAUCAGGAACACCUGUGCUUGUGCAGAAAUUGCGGCUUUUAGGAAUGAACUUGAAAGUAGAUUAGAUUACCUAACCAAACCUAUUUUGCUUUUAGGUUAACAGGGGCUCCAAAGGAAGGAAGCAUUUGUGGACUGACCUCAUGGGUAUCAGCAGUAUGUGCAAUUCCACAGACCUGCCAUUCGAAGAAAGCCGCGAGCUCCUGAUUGUUGUGUACAGCUUCAUUUUUGCCAUAGGCCUACCAGCUAACUGCCUGACUGCUUUUGUGACACUCGUACAAAUUUGGAAAAAAAAUAUCACAGCCAUCUACCUGUUUGGCCUGUCCCUGUGCAACAUUAUGUACCUGAGCACCCUUCCCCUCUGGAUUAUCUAUGUGAAAAAUGGCCAUCGUUGGAAUAUGGGGAUACCGUCAUGCCUGGUGACUGGAUAUAUCUUUUUCUGCAACAUCUACAUCAGCAUUCUUCUCCUGUGCUGCAUUUCUAUCGAUCACUACAAGGCUGUGGUACGUGCACUGGAAAGCAGAGGGAAAUGCUUCAGGUCCCAAAGGACUGCUACUAUGGUCACAGUCGCCUUCUUUGGCAUCAUUGCUGCAAUCUAUUGCCCUGUGUUUUUCAACAAAAAUAUCCAGGAAAAAAACACAGCAACUUGCUUUGAAACUCCCCUCAAUUUCAAUUUGGCCCUUUACAAUAUCAGCCGGUUCUUCUUGGGAUUUCUCAUUCCUUUGGGGCUCCUUCUUUUCACAAACUAUAGAAUUUUUCGAAGUAUUAAGACCAGCUGCAGCCUCAAUCCAGACCAGAAAGCUAAAGUGAGAAACGUGGCAAUUGCCAUCAUUUCUGUAUUUGUACUGUGCUUUGCUCCCUACCAUUUUGUGCUCCUUGUGAGAGCCAUUAUCUUCUUUCAGCACCGAGAUCAGGUAUGCACAUUUGAGAAAAACAUAUAUACUACUUCUGUGAUCUUUCUGUGCUUUUCCACUGCCAAGAGCAUUGCAGAUCCAUUUAUCUAUGUGCUGGCUGGUGAAAAUGUCAGGCGUGAGAUGUAUCGCACAUGUAGAGUGUGUGGAAUUCAUUCGUCAGAUGAAUCCCAGUGAUAUCAGAAACACACAUGUUGGGAAAUAAAGAAGACAAUAUUACUGCCCUUCACUAUUGAAAGUUUGUGUGGCUUCUUUAAAAGACCUGAAUGGAAAGUGGAUAACAUUUUCAAAUGCACUGAAACAUUCCCUUUCUCUGGUAGUCACCAUCUGUUUCAGAGAAUUCUGAUCUUCAUACAUUGAACUUAGUCAAUGGGCCUUCACAAUAAAGUCACAAUAUUGUGAUAUGUCUAUGCAAUGCUGAAGACAUAAUGAUGCAUUGAUGAAGGAUUAUAUGACAUUGUUGAGAAGCUGCUAAUAUGGUUUUGGGUCAUUGAUCAAUUCUUUGCUAAUGAAGAAAGGACUAAAAUGAAAAAAAGCACAAGCCAUAAACAAAUGCAAAGUGAAUAAGCAAUGCUCCUCUCUGGGAUACCUUCUAGGGCAGGUGGGACAAACUGGCGGCCCACAGGCCAGAUGUGUCACGCACAGGCCAAGCCCACCCCAGCUCUGUGAAGACAAAAAAUGUUGCGAUGUCACAUUAUGGCCAUGUGACAUGGUGAGUUUGACACCUAUGUUCUAGGGUGUUGGGUUGUUUUUAACUGCUGACAUAAUGUCUUUGAAUAAGAUAAGUUAUUAUUGAAUUCUUGAAUAAAUUUCCCAAGUCUU